Zerene cesonia (dogface butterfly) is the source of this 2741-nucleotide messenger RNA. RefSeq names its product mismatch repair endonuclease PMS2 (gene Pms2). The coding region runs from base 1 to 2658 and encodes 885 amino acids. Lineage: Eukaryota; Metazoa; Arthropoda; Insecta; Lepidoptera; Pieridae. Gene Ontology annotation, biological process: mismatch repair. The record is from RefSeq and is a predicted model, not a curated record. Gene Ontology annotation, cellular component: MutLalpha complex. Gene Ontology annotation, molecular function: ATP-dependent DNA damage sensor activity; ATP binding; mismatched DNA binding. The transcript is spliced from 8 exons.
AUGGACCAAAAUUUAAUAAAAAACCAGAGUAAUAAUAUAAAACCAAUAAAUACUAACUCAGUUCAUAAAAUAUGUUCUGGUCAGGUUGUUUUAAGUUUAGCAGUAGCUGUAAAAGAAUUGUUAGAAAAUGCUCUUGACGCAGGAGCAACGAAUAUUGAUAUCCGAUUAAAGAAUUAUGGCACAGAAAUUAUAGAAGUUUCCGAUAAUGGUUCAGGAGUAACAGAAGACAACUUUGCUGCUUUGACAAUGAAAUAUCACACUUCUAAAAUAAGUGAAUACUCAGAUUUACUCGGGGUCUCGAGCUUUGGGUUCCGAGGUGAGGCAUUGAGCUCUCUUUGUUCCCUAGCCAAUCUGGUGGUGACUACGAGACAUCAAAAGAGCAAUUAUGCUACCAAACUUCAAUAUGAUCAGAAAGGAAAUAUUAUUAGCAAGACACCAUGCUCUAGACAAGUGGGAACAACAGUAACACUGAGUAAUUUAUUCUUUUCUCUGCCUGUAAGGCAGAAAGAGUUCCAUAAAAAUUCAAAGAGGGAAUUUAAUAAGAUGACUAAUUUGUUAUAUGCAUAUUGCUUAAUAUCAAGAGGAGUGAGAAUAACUUGUAGUAACCAAAUAAACUCCAAUUCGAAGUCAGUUGUUGUCGCUACAACUGGUUCAAAGUCAUAUAAAGACAAUAUAGCAUCAGUGUUUGGUUUGAAACAAUUACAGAGCAUUGUAGAGAUAAGAACUGAAUUGGUAACUAGUAUAAAAGAAAACAUAUUUAAAGGUCUUUCUGGAGAAGUUAAAGAAAAUAAUGAAACUAUUGAUAUUGAUGAUGUUGAAAUUGAUUUGUCUGAAGACUCAAAUGAUUCUGAACAAAAAGGACAAGACUUUCAGAAUGAGAGUUUUACAUUGUCUCAAAAAUCACAAGGAUACAAAAAUUGUCCCAAUCCAGUGGAACUUGAAGGUUAUAUUUCUUCUUGUGAACAUGGAAGCGGCAGAUCAAGCACUGAUAGGCAGUUUUAUUAUGUGAAUUCAAGACCCUGUGAACCAGCCAAAGUUAUGAAGAUAGUAAAUGAAACCUAUAAACAAUAUAAUCCCAAUCAAUAUCCUUUCAUAUUUCUAAACAUAAACAUGGAUAGAUUGUCUGUUGAUGUAAAUGUAACUCCAGAUAAGAGGAAAGUUUUUCUCACAAAAGAAAAAAAUAUUUUAGAUGUAAUAAAAGCAUCACUGACAAAACUGUUUGAAAAUGUUCCAAGAACCUUAAAAGUGAAUUCAUCAAUGACAGAUAUUAAAGAUGAUGUUAGUAUCAAAAAUUUAUAUCAGCCUAGGAUAUUUAACUCAUUUAUGCAACAAUUUAGUGUAAAGGAAGAAAAAAAUGCAAAAGUUGGAGGAAAUAAUACUGUAGACUUAAAAAGGAAAUCUACUACAAACCUCGAUUGUUUUAUAUCAAAGUCAAAAAGAAUUGAUACCUCUGUAAAGGAAGAAAUUAAUAUUUUAACUGAACAAGAGAAUAAUUUAGAUGAACAUGAUGUUAUUGAUAAAAAUGAUGAAAAUCAACCUACAAAAUCAGAUGUUGUAAUAUUUAAUGACACAUUAGAUUCAGAAAAAACAAAUACAAUUUUGAAAAAUAUGAAUGAUAGUGACAUCAACAAUAAAUCUCACAAAUGUGAGUGUGUAAGCCCACCACAUAAAAAUUUGGGACCUGAAAUAAUGUAUUUAGAAGAUUCAGAUAAAUUGCCUGAGACUCAAAUAAGGUCAAUUUCUGAUAUAGUGUGUAAAUCUUCGACAAUUUACUGUAAAACAAAAAAGAAUAAUCAAAAGAUAAUCAAAGAUAAAAUUACACAAAAAGAACAUUCAAAUAAGAUAUCACCAUCCAAAUUUGAAAAGACUGUGACAGAUCAAAAGGACUUUGGUAAAUUUAAUGUACGCAAAACUAUUAGUUUUAAAACAACUUUAGAAGAAGUAAAAGUACAAGCUGAAAUUUACAAUAACGGAAAAGGAAAAUGUUUGCCAGAUAGAAUAAAAUUCCGAAGUGCUAUUGAUCCAGUAUUUAACAAGAAGUGUGAAGAAGAGCUUAAUAGAGAAAUAUCUAAAGAUUCCUUUAAACAAAUGGUAAUUAUUGGACAAUUUAAUUUAGGAUUUAUCAUAACACGUUUGGAGGAUGAUCUUUUCAUAAUUGAUCAACAUGCAACUGAUGAAAUUUAUAACUUUGAAACUUUACAAAGAACAACUGAACUCACAAAUCAAAAGUUAGUUAUUCCACAGCAACUGGAGCUGACGGGUGUGAAUGAACAAAUAUUGAUGGAUAAUUUGGAUGUUUUUAAAAAAAAUGGAUUUACUUUUCAAAUAGAUGAAAAUGCUCCACCAACAAAAAGAGUGAAAUUAUUAACUAUACCAAUGUCUAAGAAUUGGAUCUUUGGCAAGGAUGAUAUAGAAGAGCUUUUAUUCAUGUUAAAGGAAUCUUCUACAUCAGAAUACUACAGACCGAGUAGAGUAAGAGCCAUGUUCGCAUCAAGAGCUUGUAGGAAGUCAGUCAUGAUAGGUAUGGCAUUAAGCAAAUCAGACAUGAGACAGCUUGUUGACCAUAUGGCAGAAAUAGACAAGCCCUGGAAUUGUCCACAUGGAAGACCAACAAUACGCCACUUGGUUAAUUUAGCUAUGGUGCAUACCAGUGAUUAAAUGAAUUUUAUAAAUGUUUUCAAUUGAAUCUAACUUAAUCAUGAAAAUAUUCUUUACUGUGAUAUUAAAAAUAAAACUCUUAA